CAGAAGCGGAAUAAUUUAUAACGUGAUAAUAGUCUUGUGUUGGCUGGUUUGGACUGCUCUGCUGAAAUGGAUAUCAAUGAACUUGAUGAAGACGGCCCUCCGGAGCUGGUUUCCAUCGAACCCGAUACAUCGCAGCGUCCAAAAUCCCCCACAGAUCUCAAUCUUCCACGGGUCCCAAUUACUAUUGUAACAGGCUACCUGGGUGCUGGAAAAACCACGCUCUUAAACUAUAUCCUGAAUGAGAGGCACGGGAAGAAGAUUGCUGUCAUAUUAAAUGAGUUCGGGGAUUCUGCUGAUAUUGAGAAGUCCCUAACUGUCAAUCAAGAGGGCCAGCAAGUCGAAGAAUGGCUUGAGUUGCCAAACGGCUGUUUAUGCUGCUCAGUGAGAGACACCGGCGUUAUUGCUAUCGAAUCCCUAAUGAGCCGGCGUGGUAGCUUUGACUACAUACUGUUAGAGACCACCGGGCUUGCCGAUCCCGGGAAUAUAGCUCCCUUGUUUUGGGUUGAUGAUGGACUCGGAAGCUCCAUUUACCUCGACGGCAUUGUCACCUUGGUAGAUGCAAAGAAUAUAUGCCAUCUUCUUGACCAGCCGGCUCCUCAAGAAGUUCAAGAGAACCGAGGUGGUGCAGUUCUAACUACCGCACAUUUACAAAUUUCACAUGCCGAUGUGGUGAUCUUGAACAAGAGUGACCUUGUUACGGCUGAGGAGCUGGAGCACGUUAAAAGGCGCAUUAGAGGAAUCAAUGGCUUAGCGACAAUCCAUGUCACUGACCAUAGCAAAGUACCACAAAUUGAAGGAGCACUCCUGGAACUUCAUGCCUAUGAUAAGCUCGCGAAUUUUGACUUUAGUGAGAAGGGCCAGAGCCAGCUUGACCCCACCAUCUCCACCAUUUCAUUCGCAGUACCAGAUUUACCGGAGUCGAAACUUCCCCUUGUCGAUGAGUGGCUGCGUUCUGUACUAUGGGAGCGCCAACUCCCGCUGUCGUCGUCUCAUAUGCCUCAAGAGGACGGCUCUCUAGACUUCGACCCCCAUCGCCUCAAAGCAAUUAUUCGCCUUACCAACGGCAAUAUUAAAAUUGUGCAGGGUGUUCGAGACAUAUUUGAGAUCACAGAAUCCGAAAAACAAGACCCUUCUUGUGUGGUAGCAUCCAAGUUCGUUUUAAUCGGUAGGGGACUAGGAAAGGAUUCAUCUGUGUGGCAGGAAAGUUUGCUUGGCAUGCUUGGAGAUGUUAAAAAUAUCGUUUCGAAAGUCAGAGAAUAAGGCAUCUCAUUUUGUUUAAAAAAGUAUUCUGUGACGUUUGGCUGUCUGCAUAGAUCACACGCUGGCAAGAGACAGCAAUGAUAUCCCGCUGGAUGGUAUGCCCUAUUCCGUUCCUCUCUCAAGACAGCUUCAGGAAA
Messenger RNA from Coccidioides posadasii C735 delta SOWgp, 1397 nucleotides. The record is from RefSeq and is a predicted model, not a curated record. NCBI's taxonomy places the organism in Eukaryota, Fungi, Ascomycota, Eurotiomycetes, Onygenales, Onygenaceae.